Malania oleifera is the source of this 2010-nucleotide messenger RNA. RefSeq names its product ethylene-responsive transcription factor CRF1. Gene Ontology annotation, molecular function: DNA-binding transcription factor activity; DNA binding. The transcript has a single exon. NCBI's taxonomy places the organism in Eukaryota, Viridiplantae, Streptophyta, Magnoliopsida, Santalales, Ximeniaceae. Gene Ontology annotation, biological process: regulation of DNA-templated transcription. Bases 796 to 1791 code for a protein of 331 amino acids. The record is from RefSeq and is a predicted model, not a curated record.
ACUGAGCUUCUCCGUGCGUCUUAUCUACUCUCUCUCUCUCUCUCUCUCUCUCUCUCUCUCUCUCUCUCUCUCGCGCUCUGCUUUUAGUCUUCUUCUUCUUCUUCUUCUUCUUCUUUUUGGGUUUCUUUUUUCUUGGGGGUUUUUUUUUUCUCGGAAUCUACAGGGGAAAAUACGCGGAAGAGAGAAGCAUUUGGGGUUGCUGGAAGUGGAAAAUCCCAAGUUGGUGAGGGAGGAGAGCAUCCGGUGAGUCGGUGACUCAGAAACAUUUAUUCUCUUUGCUUUUCCGGGAAAGUUGUUGUUGGGUUAUCUUUUUUGCCUUGCCUCUGCAACUUUCCUUGAAAAUUUUUGGUUAAUUUUUCCUUUCCUUCACGCCAUGUACGGGUCCUGUUCUGGCUCUGGCUAUGGUCUGCCCUGUUUAAGUUCUCUCAGGUAGACAUUUCUGAUUCGGGAGUUCACACAGCCCUUCAUUACCUGCCUACUGAUCUUCCGAAAUAGUCAAAAGGUUUUGACGCUCCUUUUUGGGAUUUCUCUCUCUCCCUCUCCCUGCAACUUUCCUUGAAAUUUCUUGGCACUCGAUAACUUUUCAAGGAGUAUUCAAUUGAUUUUGAGGUUUGAUUUUUCUCUGCUCCAAGCUUCUCUUUAACGUGUUAUCUCACUCAGCUUUCUUUAUAUCCUCUUCUUUAUUCCCCUCGUGUUUGGUCUCAGAGGAAUCUCUCCUUUUUGCUCGCUCUCUAUUUCACUCCCGCUCUCCACUUUCUCCAUUCCAAUGCGAAUCUGAGUAAUUAAUCUCUUCAGAUGGACCGACGAAGCUCUGCUAUUUUCUCUCCAGUCAAAUACAGUGAGCACCGAGAGUGCACCACUAUCGCCAGACGGCCGGGGAUGAAAAACCUGUCCGAGAUGAAUGCUGGAGGACCGAGAGUCGUCCGGAUAUCCGUCACCGACGGCGACGCAACAGACUCCUCCAGCGACGAGGAAACCGAGCGACGAAGGGUCAAGAAGUUCGUCAACGAGAUCAGGAUCGAUUCCUGUUUCAGAGAAAACGGAGGAGGCAACGGCGUCUGGAGGAAGCCGCCGGCGACGACCCGCAGGAGGAAGGAGUCGUCGGCUACUCGCCGGCUGGUGAGGCAGCCAUCCUGCAAGAAGUUCCGCGGGGUCCGGCAAAGGCCGUGGGGAAAAUGGGCGGCGGAGAUCAGAGAUCCAUUGAGAGGUGUGCGCCUCUGGCUCGGCACCUACGAUACGGCGGAGGAGGCUGCCAUGGUUUACGACAACGCAGCCAUUCAGCUGCGUGGUCCCGACGCGCAGACGAACUUCUCAGCGCCGCCGCCAACGAAUGCUCCGAUGACUAGCUCCGGCUAUUACUCCGGCGAAGAAUCUCACCACAGCCUCUGCUCUCCGACUUCCGUCCUCCGCUUCCGCUCUCCUUCCAACGAAGAGGCCGAAUCGCAGGGAUCCGUACCGGAAACCGUUACAGAAUCCCGUGAUAUUGAGCCCAUUCGAGAUAUCGCCGAAAUCCAUGAUAUCGCGGAAGAUGCUUGCGUAUCAUCUCAUUUCUCUGAUUACUGGCCGCUCGAUACGCUUUUGCCGAAUGAUAUUUUCGAGGUUCAAAAUUUCGUUCCGGAUCUCCUCGACGAGACGAGUCUACGUGACGGCAACGUUUUCGGCGAAGAAUGCUGCGGUCUGUACGUCGAUCCGGGCCAGGAUCAAGGGUUCGGGUUGACGACGUGGCCCGUGGACGACUACUUCCAGGACAUCGGCGAUAUAUUCGGGUCGGAUCCUCUCGUUGCUCUCUGAGAAAAUCGUCUUGGAGAAAACGACGACUCUUGUUGAUGGCGGUGACCACUGCCAAUUCCUCGGCAGAUUUUGUAUGGGCGGGAAAAAUGUCGGCUGCUAUUUGUUUAUUUUUUUUUGUUUUUGUUUUUGCUUUUGUUUUUUGUUUUGGUUUUGAUGUUUAAUCUGUUAUUAUUAUUUUUUGUUAUAGUAUAUGUUAUCCAUCUAUCCUUUUUGGAAAUA